UCCCCAUUAACAGAUUGUGUCACAUGUGCCCACAGCGCCUUAUACAGGUCACUGUACCCUCCAGCCACCAGUUCUAUUUGGCUCCAGGUGCCUCCCCUUCUCAGCAUGCUGCUGCCCUGGGCCCUCGCCGUCCUGAGCCUCCUUCCUCUGCUGGACGCACAGAGCCUGGACUGUGACAAAUUCAGGGCUGCACCUCUCACUGAUGCCACCCUGGACCGUAUCUCUGGCAAGUGGUUCUAUAUCGCAUCAGCCUCCCGCGACCCUGAGUACCAUGAGACAGCUAAGAAGCUCCAGGCGGCCUACUUCCACUUAACCCCCAACAAGAGGGAGGACACAAUACAGCUCAGGGAGUACUCGACCAUCCCUAGUGACAACCAGUGCUACUAUGACUUCAGCAUCUUGAACGUCCAGCGGGACAAAGGGACCUUAUCCAAACAAGUGCUGGGCAAAGAAUAUGUUGGCAACGUGUUGCUCACCAAGGACCCCAAGACCUUCAUGAUUCUCUACUUCCCGGAUGAUAAGGAGAACCUGGGGCUGUCCUUGUACGCGGACACACUGGAUGUGACUCAGGAGCAAAUGAGUGAGUUCCAUGAAGCCAUCGGGUGCAUUGGCAUUGAGAAGUCGAAAAUUGUCUACAUUGAUCAGAAAAAGGAUCAGUGUGGGCCGCUGGAGAAGCAGCAUGAGGAAGAAAGGAAGAAGAAACAGGAGGAGGCCUAGGAGGAUGCAGUCCUGGGUUCGGGCCUCGGGGACUUGGGGGCGUCUCCAGCCCCCACCCACCCUUUGUACCUCCGUUCCUUCCCUCUCUUGCAACAAUAAAGCUUCUGCCUUUGGGACAGGCAGUUGUCAUUCACUCA
Molecule: messenger RNA, 854 nt
Organism: Equus caballus (horse)
Lineage: Eukaryota; Metazoa; Chordata; Mammalia; Perissodactyla; Equidae
Product: alpha-1-acid glycoprotein 1
Biological process (GO): regulation of immune system process
Source: RefSeq, a predicted model, not a curated record